CUUUAUGCUUCAUGCAACGAUCCAAUAAAACUACUACUGGCACCGGUCCACAUUUAAUUACUUCUUAAAAACUUCUACAACAUAUAGUUCUUUCUUUCCAUAAGUAUAUUCUACGAUCAGUAGUAUGUUUAUUGAAAGAGCAACUGAUAAGGAAAUACCUAAAGGUGCUAUCCGUCUCACUAGUGAAGAAGUCUAUGAAUACAUGAUAGAUUUGAUUCAUAAAUGGCCCAGUUCAACAGAAAUGUGAGUAGAACUUACACAAUAACGUAUUAGUCACUCUGUGUUACACCUGAUACUAAACUAUUAAACAUACUAUUCAUACGAUUUACUUUUUUUUUUUAUACAAAUUGUGUAUUAUUGUUUUAGAUGGGCACUCAAACAUGGAAAUCCAAUUCUAGCAUGUGCUGUUGUAGUAUCAAGUUCAGUUAUUUUAAAUUUUUACCGUAGACAACUGAAAUUAAAAAAUUAUGGCCGUUUUACCUUAUUUUUACCAGUCGUUUUGACUCCCUCUAUUUUAAAUCAAAUGUAUCAAACUACAGUAUGUAUAUUCAAAUGAAACACAAUAGUAAUAUUCAAUAACUAGGUGUAAUUUUCUAUUCUACAGAAAACCACUAAAUCAAUAUUAUUACAAAAAGAUUGUUCUACUUGUAUUACUACACAAUCUAUGUUCAUACAAUUGGGCACAGGAAUUAUUUAUCCCAUGUUGGGUGCAAUUGCUGGAACUUACAUGGUAAAUACUUUAUAAGGUACUAUUAGAUUUAAAUGGUAUAAGCUUCUCUUAAGAAAAAAAAUAAUUAUAAGUUACAAAGAUAAGAAAAUAGGUUAUUUAAGGUGAAUUUCAGAGAAGUAAUUAGUGAGAAAGUGUUUAGAAGUUAUACAAAGAUAUUUUUAAUAAUUUAACCCAAGUAAUUGAAGAAACAUUGAUGGAUGCAAGGGCAGAGUGGAAACCAAAUUCGGGCUGGGAGAUUAAAAUAUAUCCAGGCAACCCUAUAAAAUAUGUAUGUACCAAACAAAAUUUAUUUCAUGUUUUAAUUUAAAACAGUGACGAAACCAGGAUUUUGAGUUGAGAGAAGCUAAAUACAAUUUUACUUGAAACAUGGAUGAAGAUAAGAGGGAUUGGGGGAGUUUCGACCUUCCAAAAAUUUAGAAAAGUGAUUUCAUCAAUAUAUAUUUUAAUUUAAUUAUUUAAGUGAAAAUAUAUAAAAAAAAAAAACUUAAUAGGUUGACAGGAUAAUCACCACUUUUAAUAUAAUUUUCUUAAUUCGUAAUAGGAUGUGUGUGUCACAAUUUAAAUGCUUUAUUUUGUAUUUUUGUCCCGUCACUUCUUACAAGCAAGCUAGAAAUAAGUUUAUAUUUCUUUUUACAACCAUAUAACAGGUAAAAUUAAUUUUCAGUGUCUCAAAUUCUGCUUUACAAUAAAUUGAAAUAUCAAUAUCCUGAUCUUUUUCCAAUAUUAAAUUUAAAAAGUUGUGUGCCACGAACCUAUAAGUAAAAAUGAUUGUGAUAUCCUACUUGUGUAGACUUAAGGCAAAAAGAAAGAAAAAAAUGUAUGCGAUUAUCAUGUUAUUAUAUUAACAAUUUUAUUUUGCAUGUUUUAGUUUGGUACUAAAAUGAACACAUUUAUAUUGAGUUCUAAUGGACCUGCCAUUAUUAAUGAAUUUGCUCUUCACUUAAUGAAAACAAGUCGUCCACUAUACAAUCGACUUACUGGUUUUGUUAUUGGCCAUGUAUUACUGAGUUUUGCCAUAAGUUAUUAUCAAAUGGAAAAUUUAGAUUUUUUAAGGUUUAAAAUGAUGCAACAACAAAAUGAAGAUAUAGAAAAUUUAAAACAAAGUAAACGCAUUAAUAAGUUACCACAUAGUAAUUGAUUUAUGUGUUAAUAAUUAAAAAUGUAAAAUUAAUUUAGCUAGUAAAAACAAUGUUCUUUAUUUUUAAAUAAAAAAGUACCUUAGUUUUUAGUUUUAGGUUCUUACUUAUUAAAAAUAAUUUAUCAAUCUUUUUACAAUAUAUAUUACCUAGAUUUUGUAUUUUUACAUGAGUGCAAUCAAUAAGACUAAUUACUCGAAAAAAUUUAGCAAUAUAAUAAAACUGGCUCUGUAUUGUGUUUAUUUCUGCCGCUAUGUCAGGCAUUUUUAUAAAUAUGGGCCAAAAUUUCACAAUUUCAAUACUAAUAUCACGUACAAUUAAUGAUGCUAUGGUUUUACUAACACCAACAAAAUCUGCAGCAGUGAUUAGAAAAUUUUAAGUUGCAUUCAACACUUAAAUUCAGUAAUAAAUUUAACAACCAAAAAAAAAAAACAGACAAUAAAAAUAUCAAUUGUAGCUGAAAACAAUCAUAUCAGAUUGAUAAUAUCUAUCAGGACUACAUCUUUAUUCGUUAAAUUAACUCUUAUUCGAAAUAUAGUGAAUUAUACAUAAUAUUGAGUAAUAAUUUUAUUCAAAGUGAUGAUUUCCAUUACACAAAUUGGAAAUAGGCAUUUCAACACAAAUAUGCAUAAAAUUGGACUCAUUGCUCAAAUUUAAUUUUAUUAUAACUAUAAAAAAAUAGUUGAUAAUAUUAAUGUUAAGAUUAUAACAUUUAAUUAUUGUAUAAUAUGUCAAAUUCAAAAUACAGCACAAAUCACUGUGAGCAAAAUACAAGGUUCCAAUGAUUGUACGUAAAAGAAUAUGUUUACAGCGAAUCUGAUUAGAACAAGAUAUUGGUUAUAAGUAAAAUAAAAUAGACUCUGUAACAUACACAUUCAUGUAUGUUGUACAUCUUAUUCAUAGGAUGAACAGAAAUUUACAUAUAAAACUGACUAUUGAAUGUAUAGUCACUUAGAACCUCAACAAAAUCAAGAAAAAGCAUGCGAAUCAAUUUUUCCGAACAUUCCGUACUUUUCAGUUUAUAUUAUUAUACAUAGAUUGACUUGAAAUGUUAAAGAUAUAUUUUUCUAAUUAAGUAGUGUUGAUAUUAUUUUUAAUAUAAGCAUAAAAUUUAAAAAAAAUAAAAUAUUUGAAACUGAUUAACAAAUCAUUAGAUUGAGCUUCUUAUGGCAAUUUCAAAAUGUAAGUUUCAAUUAAAAAAUAUAUCAUUUGACUAAUUUUCUAAAAAUAGAAUAAAUUAAGGAACAUAAAAUGUGUUUGUAUAAAGAAAUUUGCUUUGUACUGAACACACAAGGUUAUAUAACAUUUAUUGGGGAUAAUAAAAUUAUUUUUCCUAUAUUAUAUUCAAUUUUUAAAUUAAAUACAACCAUGGUCAUAAUUUAAAUUAAAAAUACAUUAAAAAAUAAAAUAAUAAAAAACAUUAACUAUACAUUUUUUAUAUUUAAUUAUCUAUAACUUAUGAAAAAAAUUAACUUUGAUUGUUGUUUACAUAUAUAAUAUAUUAUCAUUAUGGAUAAGUAAAAUUUGUAUGAUAAAAAUAAAAAAUAAAUAAUUAAUAUGCUUAAAUAUAUAUAUAAACAUAUAUAAUAUAUAUAUGUGGGUAUUUAGUCUUAAAUUAUAUAUAUAUUGUGUAUUUUCAUAGAAUAAUAUUGUCUCAUUUUUUUCAUGGUUUUUAUAAUAAAUACCAUUUUUCUAAAAAUUAAAUAGUGUUAGAAAAAUAUAUGUAUUAUAUAAAAUGGGUUUAUAACUAAAUUAUUUGAACUAAUUUUUAAGAAGAAUAAAUAAUAAUAAUAUACUAAUUAUAAUCAUAUGGAUAUUUGGAUAUUCAUUUUUAUAUUAAGCAGUUUUUAUUUUGGUUGUUAUGAAAAACAACUAUAUAGGGAAAUGAGUAUACAUUGAAGAAAUGUCAAUGGAUUCCAUCUUUUAUCCUUCCACCAUGUUUAUUAUUCCCAUAUUUGCUUAAUGUAAAUUUUAAUAAGAAAAAUAAAUUAUCCACAGUACAUAGUACAUACUCAUAAACUUGAAAUAUAUAAUCUGAAUCAUACCCUAAUCUUAUUAUAUUAUAGUUUGGAUAAAAUAAUCAAAAGUGGGAAAAGAAAUCAAUUUAAGUACUUAAAUUUUAUAAUAUAUUCUUUUCAUAUAAAUUUUUAUCAUUUUAAUAUUGGUCAAUUGAUGUUUAAUUUGUUGAAUAGUUGUUAUAAUUUGAAGAAGUUUGUGGGAAAUAUAUCGAAGGUGGUAAAUGAUACGAGUGUGUCAAGGAUACACUCUGAUAUUUAAAAAUCGGCAGUGUCUGUGAAGAAAUUGGUGGGGCCAAUUCAUCUGGUUGGCCCCAUAGAUGCCGUUAGCAACGAAGAGAUUUUAUAUGGUUCAUAUAAUCUUGGAAACUAACUGAUACGGUUUCACUUCGGUAUCGAGUUAAUUUUAAAGAACGGCGAGUCUCUUGUGUCACAGCACCUCGAUAACCUCCUUUACGUAGGAGGGAAUCAAUUGUUUGUAUUUUAUCCCAACCUGUAAAAAUUAAAAAUUAAACUUAUGAACUAGUUCUAAAAACGAACAUUAUAUAAAGUAUAAGGUUCAAUAUUAAAAUAUAUAAUUAUUAUCUACUAUUCAUUAAAUGUUAAUAUUAUUAUGUACAAAUAUGUUCCCUACAUUCAUAAUAAAUUAUAAAAAUACUAAUGACACUUAACUCAUAAAUAUUUAUUUUUAUUUAAUUUCUAGUUGUCAAAAAGAAGACUUGCAUUCACGCUGUUAUUUUAUUUGUAUUUAUUAUUGUAUAUAAUAUAUUUUAUUUUUAUAAAAAUUCAAAUUUAGGAUUUGCCAACAAAUAAGAAAGAUGCAGUGACGUUCUUUCAAGAAAAGGGUGUUAUACCGAAAAAACUAGUGUGUGGGUCACGAAGCAAAAUUGUAGAAACUCUAUAGCUAUUUGGUUGAGUUUAUAUUGUGUCAAGCUCUUCAAACAGAUGAUCCUUGGUUGAAAUACUAACCAAAAUAUCACAACAUUUUCCACCUCGUGUAAAUUAUUAAUUUUAUCAAUUAAAUUAAAUUAAAUGUUAUUUUAUUUUUAUAAAUAAGUCAAUAUUAUAUUUUAACUAUCAUUGGUAGUAGCGAUAACCAAAAAG
Molecule: messenger RNA, 4985 nt
Organism: Cinara cedri
Lineage: Eukaryota; Metazoa; Arthropoda; Insecta; Hemiptera; Aphididae
Source: the annotation of a GenBank genome assembly